Ichthyophthirius multifiliis is the source of this 5991-nucleotide messenger RNA. RefSeq lists its product as hypothetical. The record is from RefSeq and is a predicted model, not a curated record. The transcript is spliced from 4 exons. Lineage: Eukaryota; Ciliophora; Oligohymenophorea; Hymenostomatida.
AUGAAAAUUUACAUUUUUCAGUUGUUGGCCAUUCGAAGCCUUUUUUAAAAUUUAUUAAGUGGUUUAGUAUAUUUUGAAUAAAACUCAAAUUAAAAUGCAGGAGAAAUAAGCAAUUAUAUUUUUGAAAUGACACCUUCGACUGAUUUGCCAGCUGAUAUUGAUUUUAGAAUAACUAUGCCUGAAAUGUUAUAUGAUGUUUCGGAUUACUUAAUGGCUUAGUGCGAUAAUAUUCCAAAUGAUAAACAAUAAAUUCUAUAAGGAAAUUUAUUUUGUUUUACUUCUAAAUUAAGUACUUAAAUCAAAUUACGUUUAAAAGAUGUUUAAAAUCCCAAAAAAUCGCUAAUAACGGAUUUAUUUAAAUAUGAUAUUUUGAGAUCUUAAACAAAUACUACAAUUGAACUUGCACAUAAUGUAAUUGGAUUAAAAAUACUGCCCGGAAUAAUAACUUAGGUAAGUUUGAAAUCUUAUUAUUCCUUAUAUGAUUAGUUUUCAGGAUUCUAGAGAUAAUAUAUAUUAAGUUUUAAACCAACAAAUGCUUUUUAAUCUUCUAUGAUAGUGACUGACUUUGAGUCAGUUGAAAAUUGCUAAAUUAUAGGAGGUUUAUUUGAUAAAAGUCUAAAUGAAGAUUCAUUAUGUACAGCUUUUGCGAAUAAUAUUUAUUUGACAAACUUUCAAUAGUAUACAAGAAGUAGAUUCUCUAAUGAAUAUAUUUAAGUUUAUUUUGUAGCAAAAAUAAAGCCUUAUGCUUUCUAAGAAAACGAACUACUUUUCACAGAACCAAUAUCUAUUACAACUUAUUAGACAGAAAAUUUUCUAUAAAUUGUAGAUUAAGAUUCAGUAUCAGUUUCUACAUAAAUUUAAAUUAUAAAACCACGUAUAUAUAUAUAUAUCCCUAUGAAUAAUAAUAUUUCAUUAACUAAUAAUAAUAUGAAUAUAGUUUCUUAAAAUACAAUAGUUUUUACACUUACUUUUACUUUAAUUGAUUUAAAUCCUGCUAUAAGUAGUAGCUAUUAAAAUACAGGAAAAAUAAUAUUCGAAAUUCCAAACGAUUAUUCAGGUGUUCCUAUUUGUACAUUUACAAAAUUCGGUUAAACUCCCAAUACAAAAAUAUAUCCUUGUUAUUUAACUUAUAGUUAAAUAAUUAUAGAUGUAAAUGAUAUUUCAUAUGCUUUUUAAAUGGGAGGCACUGAAAUUAAUCCUUCAACAUUAGCAAUAAAAGGUUUAAUAAACCCUCAAAUUCCAAAUGAUUAUUUAAUAAGGGCAAUUAUGUAUUUUAAUAAUAAUUAAGGGAAUUAAUAUUUAUAUUAUUUAGAUUUCAUACAUAAAGUUACUCCUGUUAUUAUUAAUGUAAAUUAUGGAAUUUUAUCAACUUAAAUAAAUGUCCCGAAUAUUCUUAUUGUAUCUUUUAAUUAUUUAAAUGCUUUAAGUUCUGGAAUUAAAACAGUAGAUGACCCAUUUGUGACUUUUUCUUUUAUUGAUGUACUUAUUGAUAAAGUUAUAGAUGAAAAAUUGGGUUAUAAUUUUUCUGAUAAGGGCAUUAUUGACUGUAUUCCUAUUUCUGGUUUGAAAAAUGCUAUUGGAUAUAAUUUUUAAUGUUCCGUUUUUAACUCAGGAACUGCUUAUACAAUUAUUAGAGUCUAAAAUUAUGAUGAACUUCCUAAAUCGGAUACUCCUCGUACUUUAAGUUUCGGAAUUCCUUUAAUAUAUACAUCUACUAUAAAUUAGAUACCUAAAGCUCAGAUAUUUAUGUAUAUUUCAGAAAAAAAAAUAACAAGAAAAAUCACUCAAUCAGCUGAUUUUGUAUAAAUUGCAACCUCUACUUCUUAUUCUUUGGUACCUGCUGCUAGUAUAAUAGCUGCAUAUACAGGAAGCAUUGUUUUACAAUCUGAAAUAGAAGUUUCUUUUACUAUUAAUAUAUCUAAUAGUAUUGCUGCUGGGGCUUAAAACGGCAUUUAUUUCAGUCUUCCUCUAGGAUUUUCAUUUGCGGAUAACCCAGAGAUUAAAUUAGGGACUAAUUUAAUGGAAUUGAAUAAAAAAGCAUUUAUUUUUAACAGUAUGUAGAGUAUUUUUAUUAAUCCGGGUAUAAUUAUAAAUACUGGGAAUUUAAAAAUAAGCAUAAAUAAAGUAAAAACACCUGAUUUUUAAAGGAUGAAUUUCAGAAGUACACUUUAUACUUCAAAAUCGAAUGUUUAUUUAUAGGAAAUUCCAAUUAAUUUCGAUAAUCCUAGUAUAGGCAUUAUAUAGGAUUUAAAAUUAAUACUAGAUAAUGAUAAAUAAGGCUUUAAAUGGGCAAAAUAUACUUUCUAGUUUAAAAUAACGAUGAAGUUUGUGAAUAUAAUAGACUUUUCUUUCCCAAAUCCAGUUUAUAAACUGAGUGAUUAUUCAGGAAUUAUAGAAUGUAUGAAUUUUGUGAAUUUAAUAGAUUUUGAUCAAGAUAAUAAAAUUUAAUGCACAGUAAAUAAUAAUGUUGUUAUUAUAGACAAGUUCAAAAUAUAAGAUUAUACAGAAUAUGUUUCCUUAACAAUCACUGCGAUUACUAAUCCGAGCUCAAAUUAAAAUAUUAUGGUUACUUUUAGAAACUAAAUAGGCCUAAAUAGUGCUUUUGCAAUCUAAUAGAGUAAUAUUUAGGCUAUUAUUGGGGGUGUAGCACCAUCUCUUAAUUUAAGUUUUGAGAAUAUAAAUUCUCUGCCAAGUAAUAAAGGAAAAGCUGGUAUUUAUUUAUUUGAGGUAAAAACAAGUAAUAUUAUUCCGAAAUAUUCGGCUGUAAAAAUUACUUUUCCAAAUGAAUUUCCUUAAAAUGAUCUGUAUUAAGGAAAUGUUUAAGAUGUUUACUGUGCGGCUAGAUUAGGACUUUUUUUUUUAAAGUCAUGUAACUUAAAUCCUCUUACGAGAGUUCUUAGUUUGGAAACUUAUGAAGAUUCUAUAUUGAAUAUGAAUGUUAUUUUAGAAUACUAUGGAUUGGUUUAGAAUAGUGUUAAUAGAGUAGGAAAUUUCUAAAUCAAAAUUUAUUAUAAAGGAAAUACGGCUACUGAUGUUAUUUAUUCCAACUCGAAUAAUAAAUCUACUACUAUAGAGGCUAAUACGGUCAAUAUGUAAAGCUCUUUGAUGAAUUUUUACCCAUAAAAUGAAGGAGAAAGAGCAUCUUAUGAAUUUACUUUAAAGUUUACGAGUGCUAUUAAUUAGGUUUUGAAAGGCUAAUUCCUGUUUAUUAGUUUUCCAAGUAAUUAUGAUGUUAAUUUGGGGCCAUAUAAAUUAAUUGUCACUUCAAAAGAUUUAGAUGGGGCUUUAUAUUAUAUUUUAUAUAGAAGAGUGUUAAAAAUAGGUGGAUUUUACUCUAAAAAUUUGAUUAAUAAUGAAAUAAAAUUGAAGAUUUUCGGAAUAGUAAAUCCUAAUAGAAAAAUAAGCACUUCUCUAUAAAACGAGGUUUUUUAAACAGGAUUACUAGACAUAGAUGGUUAUAAAUUAAUCCAAGCUUCAAAUUCUAUCAAAAACAUAGUCUCUUUUCUAGCUCCGGAAAAUAUCAAUUUAAUUUCAUUAAAAAGCUCCACUGAGUACUCAAGGCAGUAAAUUAGCUCAUAUAGCUUUGUAAUUGAACCAGAAUAGAGUGUAUUAGAUAAUACUUACGGGGGAUAGCUUUAUAUUGAUUUUCCUUAAGAUUUUACCGUGGAUUAUUAUGAUGGAAAAUGUACGAUUAAUUAAAAGUUUUCUUUUUUUGCAAAUUGUAAAAUGGAAGAUGAAAACUUGAGGUUUUUUAUAUAAACGAAUAAUAAAGAAUGGUAAAGUCAUAAAGACGGCUAUAUUACAGCCACUAUAUAAAAUGUACGUUCUCCCGAUAUAUAGGGUUAGACUAAAGAUUUCAUAGUAUACAAUUAUGAUAGUUUGAAUAAAAUAAUACUGGGAAGAACUUAUAAUAAUUUGAAAAUAGCCUGCAUUACAACUACUUAUGAGGGAAAAUUAAUUGAUGUAAAUAAUAAUUUACCUUAUGAUUUAGAAGUAGGCUCAUUUAGUGAUUCUAUUAUUAUAAAUUUUAAUAUACCGGAAGAUCCCAAUCAUAAAGCGAAAACUACACUCACUUUAACUCCUAAUGUGUUGGAUUCUUCCAUUUUAAUAAGACCUACUCCUGUCGUAAUUAAAUAUAAGUAAUAAAAAGUGACUUUUAAAAUAGCAGCUCCGAGAACUAUAUUAUUGAAAUCAUUUUUUAUUACUUGGUCAAAAACAGGAGAUACUUACCCGCCUACUUAUGCGGAUUUAAAAAUGACAGAAAUUCGGAUGGUUAAAGGAACUUUAAAAAGACACGUCAGACUUGAAAAAAUGGAAUAUAUUCGAAGGGAUGGAUAAAGUUAUCCUCUGAUGGUAAGAAUACCAAAUCCACCUUAUUAAGAACUUAUUGUCAAAGUUAGUCUUAUUUAGAAUAUUUUUGAUGGUACUACACUUUUUAAUGAGAAUUUAUCGGCUUCUUUAAAUGUGGCGAAAGUUUCUUUUGAUAAAGAUUAAGAACAUUAAUCAUAUACUGUGUAUUUUAAAUAAUAAUUAAGUGAUCCAAAUGUGAAAGUAUAUCAUUUAUUAGACGGAUUUGAUAAAGAUUCGUUUGAGUUAUUUGUUUAUAAUGUAGAUGAUGAGGAUGAUCCUACUUUAGAUAAACUUUACAAAGACGAAAAUAAUUGCAUUGAAAUAAGAAAUGACCCAGCGGAUUAUACGCCGCCUUAAUUUUUAGAUUAAAAUCCCGAAAUAAGUCAAAUUACACGCUCAUCGGUGAAACUAACUAUAAAGGGGAGCUAAAAAGGCUUUCUUUUUUUUAUUAUUGCGAAUUAACGUAUUCCUAUUCCAACUUUUUUAGAUGUGAAAAAUUAAAAAUUUAACUACACUCUUUCCUUUAGUAAUCCUUUGUUUGGAAUUAAUUAUAUCCGAAGGACUGAUAAAAAAGCCACUUUUUUAAUUUACGAUUUAAAACCGGAUAUUGAUUAUGAAAUUUAUAUGUUUAUAAUGAAUAUGAAUAAUAUAGAAAAUAAAACUUACAAAAAAAUCGCUUUUAGGACUUUAGCUCCUUAAUAAAUAGCCUAAUUUACUUUAAAACUAUUCUAAUAGGCAAUUCUAUAUGAAGUAAAAAAAGAAUAUAUAGCAAAAAUGGCUGAAAUGGUAUCAAUUGAAAAAGCAAGAAUUAUUGAACGAGAAACGAAGUGUAAAGAUGCCAAUUUAGAUGUUUCAGAUGACUUAAAUAUACUCUAUUGGAAUUUACUUUUAUUACCAGAUCCUAUAAACGAAGACCCGGAACUUACUCCUAUUAGAAUUGUGGAGCUUUUAAAUACUAGGAGGACCGAAAUAAGGACUUUUAUUCCAAGAUUAGAUACUGAAUAAUUUAUUACAAUGAAAAAUAUGAGCUAGAAUAUUCCAUCGUUUGUCCAAUAACCGAAAAUGCUAAAUAGAACUAUAAGUUAAGUUUCAAUUUAGUUUUCACUUACGGAAUGUGGAAGUGUUUAUGUUAUUGGAAUUCCCAAAAUCGGAAGUGAGAAUUCUACUAUUAUUAGCGAAAGUAAAGUUAUUUUAAAUGAUUUACCGAAUAGUAUUUAUCCAACUUCUUUUUAGAUUAUUUAAAAACUUAAUUAGAAUAAUUUACCUGUGUAGAUUUAGGGAAGUAGUUAUGUAGAUAAAAAAGGGAAAUACUUUAAUUUGACUUUUGAUGGACUUAAAGAUAGAUUAGUUUAUGACUUUUAUGUUACUGCUUAAAAUGAUUUUCCUAGUUUAAAUGUUAAUAUGCCUGAUUAAUAGGUUACUAGAUGUACUAUUAAAACCAUUAAGAAGAAAUGUAAUUAAUAUAAUUUUAUUUAUUAUUUUUUUGGUUUUUUUUUUUUGUUUUAGAUUUUUUUUUUAAAAAUAUUUUAUUUUUUUAUUUUAUUUUUAGAACCUUUAAAUAUAUAUAGUAUUAAGAAUAAAGGAAAUUUAAUAGUUUCUUAUGUUUAUUUAGUUUUUCAAAUAUACUUUUUGUUUUUAUGA